AUGUCAGACGUCAAAGUCGAGCAUGUUCCGGCCAGCCACUUGCCGGCAGGCACCCACAAACCGAAUAGCUUCCUGCCAGUGCGGGCAUGCAUCUUCGACAUGGACGGUCUUCUCAUCGACUCGGAAGACAAGGUCGCCGAGACCCUCAACGAAAUACUAACUCGCUACGACCGCCCGCCGCUGACCAGCCGCAUGCGCUGCCAACUGAUGGGCGUGCCGGGCUCGUCCAACAGCGACCUGUUCCACGACUGGGCGCAGCUGCCCAUCCCCCGCGAGCAAUACGCCCAGGAAUCGCACCACCUCAUGUACACGAAAUUCGCGCAAUGCAGGCCGCUACCAGGCGCCUUUGCGCUCGUGUCCAAACUGUCAGGCGCCCGCGGCCAACCCCCCCACAGCAGGGUCGAAUUGGCCGUCGCGUCGACCAGCUCCGUGGCGUCCUACCGGCGCAAGAUGACGCAGCCGGAAACGAGUGCGCUCAUGGGCCUGUUUCCCCAGGAGCGCAUCAUCUUGGGAAACAACCCGUCCAUGCCGCAGCAUAAGAAGAAACCGGCCCCGGAUGUCUACGUGAUUGCCCUUGAGGUCCUGAACGAGACGCGGCCGCCCGGCACCAGAGCGAUUGAGCCAAACGAGUGCCUCGCCUUCGAGGAUAGCAUCGCAGGGGUCGAGGCCGCAAGGCGCGCCGGUAUGAGAGUUGUUUGGGUGCCGCAUCCUAUAUCGCUGAAUGAGUCCGACCGCACGCAACAGAGCAAGAUUUUGGCAGCUAGGUCUGGAAUGUUUGACCUUGGCGAUGAGCAUCAGCUGGGACAGAUAGACGAUGGAUGGGGCGAAUGCAUCCAAAGCCUAAGCGAAUUUGACUAUGAGAAAUAUGGCAUAUUUUGUUCAGAUCAAUAG
Molecule: messenger RNA, 891 nt
Organism: Cordyceps militaris CM01
Lineage: Eukaryota; Fungi; Ascomycota; Sordariomycetes; Hypocreales; Cordycipitaceae
Product: haloacid dehalogenase-like hydrolase, putative
Exons: 1
Coding region: 1-891 (296 amino acids)
Molecular function (GO): phosphatase activity
Source: RefSeq, a predicted model, not a curated record